Tuber aestivum (summer truffle) is the source of this 551-nucleotide messenger RNA. The record is from the annotation of a GenBank genome assembly. Lineage: Eukaryota; Fungi; Ascomycota; Pezizomycetes; Pezizales; Tuberaceae.
CCAAGAGCUAGCCAAAGUCCUGCCUCCCCCUUUCCCUCCGCUCUUCUCCCCCUCCCCCCCUCUUCUGACUCAACCACCAUCACAACCCGCACUAACCCACCCGUAGACAUCAGCCCGCAUAUUCUCCACAACCUACAACCCGCAAAACCUACGCACAGGCAAUCGCGUACUACGCGAGCGUCUGAGGGGCCCGACCCUGCUGGACUACUACCUCCCCGGCCGACGCUUCGGCAUCCCGGACCUGCGACGACACUUCCCCAUGCUGAGCUUCGUGGACGAGGAGGAGCGGCAGCGACUGCAGGACGUCCAGAGCAAGAAGGCUCGCGGCAAGGGCGCGCCGAAGAAGAAGAGGGAGGGCAACGAUAAGAAGAAGAAGAAGGCUAAGGUCGUAGGGGGGGGUGGUGAGGGGUACGUUCGGGCCAAGCUUUAGAUUUUUGGGAAGGCGAGAUUUGGCGGAGAGGGGAGAAGGAGAGGUUGUAUUAUAUCACGGGGCUUUUUUUUUAAAUAUAGAGAGAAUUGUAUGAUACGAUGUUUUGCUCGUCGUAUACAAU